AUGGAUCUGAAUGAGGUUAAUGAUAACAGUGCGGAAACAAAUGAAAAUCAACAAACAAAUUCAUCAGAUACUUUUCGUUUUGCUACUGGAUUCGAAAAAUUUUUAAUAUCAAUAUCAUUAUUAUUUGGAAGUAUUGGAUCCUUAGGAGUACCAUAUUCAGUUAUCGCAUUUGCAGAAGUUUCAACACUUUUAAUUGAUCGAUCAUCAAAUAUUGGUACAUCAACUCCAACUGUAAUAUUAAAAUGGUUUGGUGGUGGAAAAAUAUUGACCAAUGCAACCAAAGAAGAAAAUAAUAAAGAAAUAAUUAAUGAUGGUAUAGCGUUCGGAUUAUCAGCAUUAGUGGGUGCAACAAUUCAAUUAAUUCUACUGACAAUUGCUGUCAAUACAAUAAAUACUUGUGCAAUAAAUCAAAUAUCUCGAAUAAGAAAAAAAUUUUUUAAAUCGAUUCUCCGACAGGAUAUGACUUGGUUUGAUUUAUUUAAUAAUGAUUUUAAUUUUACAACAAUGAUGACAAAAGAUUUGGAUAAUUUAAGAGAAGGAUUAGGUGAAAAAGUUCUUAUAUUUUGGUUUCUAAUGACUACAUAUAUCACAAAUAUAAUUUGUUCAUUUUGUUAUGGUUGGGAACUUACUGCAGCUGUACUAUGUUUAACGCCAAUUAUUAUAAUUUCGACAGCUUUAUUUGGGAAAAUGCAAAGUUCUUUAACAGAAAAAGAAUUAAAAUCAUAUUCAAAAGCUGGUGCAGUAGCUGAAGAAGUUUUUAGUAAUAUAAGAACAGUUGUAGCAUUUAGCGGAGAAGAAAAAGAAGUUGAACGUUACUCAAAUAAAUUAAUACCAGCCGAAGAGUCAAGCUUACGUAAAGGUUUACUAUCAGGAAUUUGUAAUGGAGCUGUUUGGUUUAUGAAUUAUAGCUUUUAUGCGGUACCAUUAUGGUAUGGUACACAAUUAAUAUUAGAAGAUCGCGCUAAUGGUUUAAAUGAUUAUUCACCAGUAGUUUUGAUAAUUAUUCUAUUUUGUGUUUUAACUGGUGCACAAAAUUUAGGUUUAGCAUCACCUCAUAUUGAAACGUUAUCAGUUGCUAGAGCUGCUGCUGCUAAUAUUUUUCAAGUUAUAGACAGAAAAUCAACAAUUGAUUCGAUGAGUGAUGAAGGUUUAACACCAUUAAACAUUAUUGGUGAUAUUGAAUUCAAAAAUAUUCAUUUUGAAUAUCCGUCACGACAAAAUGUAAAAAUUUUAAAUGGUAUUAGUUUUAAAAUUGAAUCUGGUAAAACAACAGCCCUAUUUGGUUCUUCAGGUUGUGGUAAAUCAACUUGCAUUCAUUUAAUUCAACGACUUUAUGAUCCAAGUGAAGGAUCAGUAUUAAUUGAUGGUAUUAAAGUUAAAGAUUUAAAUGUAGCAUGGUUAAGAUCACAAACUGGUGUUGUCGGACAGGAACCAGUACUUUUUGCUACAACAAUAGCUGAAAAUAUUAGAUAUGGUAAACCAUCAGCAACACAAGACGAAAUUGAAAAUGCGGCAAUAAUAUCAAAUUGUCAUAAUUUUAUAAAAAGAUUACCGAAUGGAUAUGAUACAAUUGUUGGUGAAAAAGGUGCACAAUUAUCUGGUGGACAAAAACAAAGAGUUGCAAUAGCUAGAGCAAUUAUAAAUGAUCCUAGAAUACUAUUAUUAGAUGAAGCAACAUCAGCAUUAGAUCCACCAUCUGAAAAGAAAGUACAAAUUGCAUUAGAAGAUGCCAGUAUUGGAAGAACCACAUUAAUUGUAUCACAUCAAUUGGCUACAGUGAAACAUGCUGAUAAAAUAAUUUUUAUUAAAGACGGUAAUAUUGUUGAAGAAGGUUCCCAUGAAGAAUUAAUGGAUCGUAAAGGAAUUUAUUAUACAUUAGUUAAUUCAUACAAGGAAUAUGAAGAUGAUUAUAGUGAGACCGAAGAUGAUGAUUCAUCCGAAGAAGAAUAUGCCCAAAGAAGUUUAAGCACGGUCGUUCGAAGACAGUUUCAAUCAACAAAAUCAUUUCUGAGCUAUGUUGAAAUUCGUGAUGAAUUAGAAAAAUCACAAGAUUUUGCAGAAGAAGAUAUUACACGCGUCUCAAUGUUUCGAUUAAUGGAAUUAAAUUCACCUGAAUGGUUAGAGAUUUUAGUUGGUUGCAUUGCUAGUAUUUUACAUGGCGCGUCACUUCCAAUAUUCGCUAUAAUAUUAGGAGAAUUUUAUGGAGUGUUUUCCUUGCCAACCUCGGAAGAUAUUAGGUAUCAAAGCAACUUGUAUGCCUCAUUAUUUAUAGUUCUAGGUGUAAUAGCUGGUGUAGGAACAUUUUUUCAAGUUUAUAUGUUUAACAAAGCUGGUGUAGAACUAACAAGUCGACUAAGGAAACAAGCAUUUCAAACUAUUACCCAUCAAAAUAUUGCAUUUUUCGAUGAUAAAACAAAUUCAGUGGGAGCACUUUGUGCCAGUCUAGCAACAGAUUGUUCAAAUAUCCAAGGAGCAACUGGAAGUCGUAUUGGAACCCUUGUUCAAUCUAUUGCUACAUUAGUAAUUGGUUUAAUAAUUUCUUUAUAUUAUUCAUGGGAUAUGGCACUUGUCACAACAAUUAUUUUACCGUUUUUAAUGUGUGCUAUUAUUAUUGAAUCAAGAUAUAUGAAAACAGCUGACGAAGCUGAACGUCAAUCAAUUGAAAAUGCAUCAAAUAUCGCUGUAGAAGCUAUUUCGAAUAUGCGGACUGUAACCAGUUUGGGACAAGAAAAUUAUAUUUUGAAAAGAUAUUGUGACGAAAUUUACCAGGCAAAACUUGCUUGCAUUAAAAAAUCAAAAUUCAGAGGUUUAAUUUAUGGAUUAUGUCAAGCAAUGCCGUUCCUAUCAUUCGGUUGGUCCCAUUGCUAUGGUGGAUAUGCUGUUGUGAAGAGUGACUUACAUUAUAAAAAUAUAAUUAAAGUAUCAGAAGCCCUUGUAUAUGGAUCAUGGAUGCUAGGACAAGCUCUGGCAUAUGCACCAAACAUUAAUUCAGCUUUAAUAUCUGCAGCAAAAUUAAUUAAAUUACUUGACUAUAAGCCAAGAACAUAUAAAAAUUCUGUAGCAUAUUCUAAUACAGCAGAGAGAUUUGAUGGUGAUAUAACAUUCACAUCAGUAUCAUUCCGUUACCCUAGUAGACCAGAAGUGAGAGCACUUCGAAAUAUUAGCUUGGAAAUUAAAAAAGAUACUACAGUAGCUUUAGUUGGACCAUCUGGAUGCGGAAAAACAACAUGUCUACAAUUAUUAUUACGUUAUUAUGAUCCAGAUGAAGGACUUAUUUCAAUUGGUAGAAGAAAAACUACUGCUAUACCGCCACAUAUCAUAAGAUCACAGUUAAGUUUAGUAUCACAAGAACCAGUUUUAUUUGAUCGUACAAUAGCUGAAAAUAUUGCAUAUGGCAAUAAUUUUGAUAAUGUUUCAAUGACAGACAUUAUUGAAGCUGCAAUGAAAGCAAAUGUACAUGAUUUUAUAACAAAUUUACCGUUAGGUUAUGAUACACCAUUAGGUAAUAAAGGUACACAAUUAUCUGGUGGUCAAAAACAACGUAUAGCAAUCGCAAGAGCACUAGUCCGAAAUCCCAAAAUAUUGUUAUUAGAUGAAGCAACAUCUGCUUUAGACCUUGAAAGUGAAAAACUUGUACAAAAUGCUUUAGAUGUCGCAAAAACAGGACGUACAUGUAUAGUUAUUGCCCAUCGUAUAACAACAAUACAAAAUGCUGAUCAAAUUUUUGUAAUUCGAAGUGGCAAAGUGAUCGAAAGAGGUACUCAUGACGAGCUAAUGAAAUUGAAUGGAAUGUAUGCUGAUUUAUAUCAUAUGGAACAUUUUUAUUGA
Condylostylus longicornis is the source of this 3828-nucleotide messenger RNA. Its product is annotated as multidrug resistance protein homolog 49-like. The transcript has 10 exons. Bases 1 to 3828 code for a protein of 1275 amino acids. The record is from RefSeq and is a predicted model, not a curated record. Gene Ontology annotation, cellular component: membrane. Lineage: Eukaryota; Metazoa; Arthropoda; Insecta; Diptera; Dolichopodidae. Gene Ontology annotation, biological process: transmembrane transport. Gene Ontology annotation, molecular function: ATP binding; ATP hydrolysis activity; ABC-type transporter activity.